Molecule: messenger RNA, 2243 nt
Organism: Vicia villosa (hairy vetch)
Lineage: Eukaryota; Viridiplantae; Streptophyta; Magnoliopsida; Fabales; Fabaceae
Product: calmodulin-binding protein 60 B-like
Exons: 6
Coding region: 401-1915 (504 amino acids)
Biological process (GO): regulation of salicylic acid biosynthetic process
Cellular component (GO): nucleus
Molecular function (GO): sequence-specific DNA binding; DNA-binding transcription factor activity; calmodulin binding
Source: RefSeq, a predicted model, not a curated record
AUUCAAUUUCCCGACCAAACACUCCCUUGGUCAUGGUCCCAAAGAGAAAAGACUCUUGUUACAACCGUGUGAGUUAUGAAUAUUUGCCGUGAUUUUCCUCCAAACGCGUGGUUAGUGAAAAACAAAUAAUUCAAACUGUUUAAGUGUUCAUCGUCACACACAAAAAGUCUUCACGUCUUUUGUAUGUUACUUUCUUGGAAGUUUUUUUCAACUUUCAUGGAAUUUUGGUCGAAAAUAUGCUAUAACUUCAUCACACAAACUAACGCGUCCUAUUAGUGCACUUCAUCAUCAUAUAAAUAAGCCAUUUUAGCAUCAAUUUAUUCACAUCAAUUCUUAUCACUUUUACUUGAGAGAAUAAUAGAAUAUCAUUCUGAGAUUUAGUAAAAGCGUAAUUUUUGGGAUGGUAUCGGGUAAGCAAGCUCGUAAGGAUCACAAAGGAAGUAGUAAUAAAAUUCCUAGUCUUGGGUCGAAACGGAAUCAUGGUGUUACAAAACAAGCAUCAAAUAGCCUUAAAUAUAGGAUUAAAAGGAUGAAUGCUCAUGAUUCACUCCUCAUGAAAUCUUUCAUUCGAGGAGUGGUAAAAUAUGAGGUUGAAAGAAAAUUCCAAGAGCUCUUAAUUUCAAGAGAAAAGAUUUAUGAAGGUGGAAAAUCUGGAGCUAGAGCCUUAGAGUUGCGUUUUAUUAAUAAUAAUAAGUUGCCAAAUACGACUUUUACUAAAACCAAUAUAAUUUCAAAGGAUGAAGCACUUCAAGUUGCAUUAUUUGAUGUUAGAUCUAAGUCAAUAGUCAAUGAGGGUCCCUUGUCUUCAAUAAAGAUAGAGAUUUGUCCCAUCAAGGGUGAUUUUGAAUCUUGUGAUGAUGAAGAUUGGACUGAAGCUGAGUUCAGUGAUAAUAUAUUGCAUGAAAGAGAGAAUAAAGAGCCAUUGUUGGUUGGAGAUAGGUUUGUUACUCUUGAAAAUGGAGUUGCUUCUAUUUCUAAAAUCAUGUUCACUGAUAAUUCUGGAUGGGUGAGAGGCAAAAAGUUCAGUUUGGGAGCAAAAGCUAUGAAAAAUGGAGAGAAUAUUAAGGAAGGUAGAAGUCAAGCUUUUAGGGUCAAAGAUAUCAGAGGAGAAGCUUACAAGAAACAUUAUCCUCCAUUCUUGAACGAUGAUGUGUGGCGUUUGAAGCUAAUUGCUGAAAAUGGACCAUUCCACGACCGACUCCGUAGCAACGGAAUUCAUACUGUUAAGGAUCUCUUGAGGUUACUGAUAGUCAAUGAAUCUUCAUUACGUGAGAAAUUUGGACAAAUUCAGAAGAAGUGCUGGUUAGCGAUUGUUGAACAUGCCCGAUCGUGUGUGGUAGAUGAUUAUAAGCUUUACAGCUAUGAGAUAAUUGGACAACCAAUACUGCUUCUGUUCAAUGUGAUCUAUGAACUUGUUGGUGUGACAUUUGAUUCACGAGAGUUUUAUUCACCAGAUGAUCUCACACUCACACCCAACCAGAAGAAUUUGGUAGAAAUUGUGAAGCAAGAUGCAUACAAAAACAUUGGAAAUUUAAGAGCAGUUGAUGAGGGUAUAUUGAACUCCAUAAGCUUAGAAGCAUGUAUAAAAUCAACACAAGAACAAGAUCUGCAACAUCUUGAAAUCUCUGUAGCAAAUGUUAAUGAUGGAAUGCAAAAUGUUCAAAUCAAUGUUGUUGAUCCAGUGGCAGACAUUAGAGAAAUACCACAAAACAGUUGUGAUGUUUUACAUGAUUAUUUUGAUGGAGCUGAGUGUAGCGCUUUUGUUGAUUUACUCAAUUUUGAUAUGGAUAUGUCCAACAGUGAGAAACCAAAAGCCAUGUGGUGUAAGAUUCGUGCUGUUGUGAAAUGGGGAAUAUCAGUGAGAAGAGUUGCAGCUGCCAGGAGAAAUGAACAUUUGUUUUAUUAUGACUAUUAGACUUUUGUUUUAUUUAAACAUUUGUCUUUUUAUAAGGUUUAUGAUAUUGUUUUCUAAGUUGUUCAAUUUCAAUAGAAUGAAGAGACAUGCAAGAUCAUAAGAGUCCUUAAUAUAGUGUUAAAAUAAGAGUCUGUAAAAUAGUUUUAUGCAUACUAUCUAUCAUCAUUCAAACUUACUAUGUUUAUGUAAUAUUGAACAAACAUAUACCAAUGUGAUGAUUAUUCUUAGUUGUUGUCAAGUGGAGUCUUGUGUAAAUAUAGGCACACUACAAUUAACAAGAACAUUGGAGUAACAAAAAUAAAAGUGUUGCUAGUGAAGGGAACGUGGC